Molecule: messenger RNA, 9195 nt
Organism: Argiope bruennichi
Lineage: Eukaryota; Metazoa; Arthropoda; Arachnida; Araneae; Araneidae
Exons: 33
Coding region: 15-5333 (1772 amino acids)
Source: RefSeq, a predicted model, not a curated record
UCUUCGGGAAGACCAUGCGGAGAACAGCGGCGCUGAUUUUCGGGCUCCUGGUGCUUAAUUUCUGCCACGGAAUCCGAAAAACAAUCGAACCUACCAAUCCCAUUGAAGACGUCGAUGCGAGGCGAUUAGAGGAGCUCAUCGAACAAGAGGAAUUUCUGGCCGUCCUGUUCUAUACCAAGGAAUGCAAAGACUGUCACAAGAUCCUUCAAGAACUCGAGAAAAUAGACGACGAUGCCGAAAACUUUGGAGUUCAGUUCGUUAAAAACGGAGAAAAAUUUCUGGCCAAGAAAUACGGCGUUUCGGAAUUUCCCGCUCUUGUUUAUUUUCGAAACAAGCACCCGGCCAUCUACGAUGGUGACCUGAUGAAGGAGGACGCCGUGCUGGCCUGGCUGACGAACAUCGAGUCCAUGGAACUUCCGGAUGCCAUCGAAGAGGUGAACGCCAAGGUGCUCGAAAGUCUCAUCGACGAGACCGAAUACGUUGCCGUUCUCUUCUAUAAAAACGACGCCGAGAGCGAGGACGUUCUUCGUGACCUCGAAGAAAUCGACGACGAUGCGGACAAAAGUGGGAUAGCCUUCGUGAAAAUUAGUGACGAAGUGCUGGCUCUGGAAUUCGGACUGGAGACCUUGCCGGCCCUCUUGUACUACAGGAACAAAGUGCCUCUGCUAUACGAUGGAAAUCUUCACGAUGAAAAACUGGUCCUCACGUGGCUCGAAACUCACAAAGAUCUCGAUGCCGAUGUGAUUGAAGAUAUCUCCAGCAGUAUCUUACCGGCACUCAUCGACAACACCACGUUUUUAGCCGUGCUCUUUUACGACAAAAACGAUGAAAACAGCCAAACAACUCUGUUAGAACUGGAAUCAAUCGAUGAUGACACCAGCAAGCACGGCAUCCCUUUCGUCAAAAUUUCUGAUUUGGAAGUGGCUUCAGACUACGGAAUAACGGAGCUCCCGGCUCUCGUCUACUUUGAAAAAAAGAUACCAAAUUUCUUUCAAGGUGAUCUUAAAAAUGAAGAGGAGGUUUUAAAUUGGCUAAUCCACCAAAAAGAAAGCGAUGAAAUUGAAGAUGUCACUAAUAAAGUAUUGGCGCAAAUGAUAAAGACUUCCGAUUUCUUAGCAGUUUUAUUUUACGACAGCGGGAGCAACACCAGCCAGGCCAUCACUGAAGAACUGGAACGCAUCGAUGACGACUGCGACCAGCACGGAAUCCCCCUCGUCAAGAUUGACGACAGCCAGCUGGAAUCGCUCUACGGGAUCAAGAACCCUCCCGCGCUGGCUUUCUACAAGAAGCAAGUCCCGAAAUUUUACACGGGUGAUUUAUCAAACGAGGAGCAGGUUUUGAAUUGGCUUAUAGAACAGAUGAAUGUUGAAGAAAUCGAAGAUGUCACAUCUGCGGUCUUACAGCAAAUGAUUAAAAAUACAGACUUCCUUAGUAUAUUAUUUUAUAGCAAGAAUGACGAGCGUUCCAAGAAAGUGAUCAAGGAGCUCGAAAACAUCGACGACGAGGCGGACGAGCGCAACCUGCCGUUCGUGAAAAUAGCUGACGAGGAAUUGGCCAAGAGCUACGGUAUCGACGAUGAGCUCCCGAUUCUCGUUUAUUUUGAGAAGCAGAUUCCGAGCAUCUUCAGAGGAGAUCUCAUGAAUGAGGAAGCUGUUUUGGAAUGGUUGGUUCACCAGAUGUCCAGCGAUGAAAUAGAAGAAGUGACGGACAAGCUUUUGGACUCCAUGAUCAAAAAACAUAGUCAAGUGGCCGUCCUUUUCUACGAUGCUUCAUCGGAUAGCGCCAUUCUGAAUGAACUUGAGAAAAUUGACGACGAAGCCGAUCAGCAAGGAAUCAUAUUUCUGAAAACAAGUGAUUUGGCCGCUGCUGAAAAGUUUGGAAUCGAAUAUCUUCCGGCUUUAGUGUUCUUUUAUGAGGGAAUGCCCAAUCUAUAUCCUGGAGAUGUCAAAGAUGAAGACGAGGUAUUAGAAUGGCUGAUAACUCAACUAACUAAAGAUGAAAUCGAAGAUGUCACUGAGAAAAUGCUUUUGUAUUUAGUUGAUUCAUCGCCGAAUUUAGCUGCUUUAUUCUAUGAUGAGGACGCUUCCGUGAGUGCUCUGGUGUUGAAGGAGUUGGAGAACAUCGACGACGAACUGAAAGAGCAGGGCAUCCCUUUCGUCAAGAUCAGCGAUUAUAGUCUCGCCAAGCAAUUCGGCCUGAAUGACGAACUCCCUAUCCUCGUCUACUUCGAGAACAAGAUACCGUCUGUGUAUGAGGGUGAUUUGACGAUUGAGGCCGACGUCCUCGAGUGGCUAAUUAAGCAAAAGAAUGAAGACAGUAUUGAAGAAGUUACAGAAGAAAUUUUAUUAAGCCUUGUUAAAGAUAGAGGAUAUGUCCUGUCUUUUUUCGCUCCAAAUGAUUGCACAGAAUGUGAAACCAUUCUGAAGGAACUGGAAAAUAUCGACGAUGAACUGGACAAAGUCGGCAUUCUGUUGGUCACCACGGACGAUAUGAGCGUCGCCGUCUCAAAGGCAAAGAUUUCUCAAUUCCCAGCUUUGGUCCUGUUUCGCAAUGAGGAGCCAGUCCCCUACACAGGAGAUCUGAUGGACGAGGGCGCUAUCUUGGCUUGGGCCACAAGCGAAGAAACGUUAGACAUUCCCGAUGCCAUCGAGGAGGUGAACAGUUUGAUGCUGGAAAAUCUGCUCAACACUUCGCAUUCUGUUGCCGUGCUCUUCUAUUCAAAACUCGACUGUCCUUUAUGUGAAACUGUUCUGCAAAGAGUGGAGGACAUUGACGAUGAUGCUGAGAACAACGACAUAGAUUUCGUGAAAGUGUCUGAUCCCGAAGUGGCAGAGGCUUACAAUGUUACGCAUUUUCCCACGUUAUUUCUCUUCAAAAAGGACGUCUUAAACGAGUACAAAGGUGACUUGACGAAAGCCAACGAAAUCCUGCAGUGGUUGAUUGAAAACAGAGACCGGCCAGAUAGUUUUAUCGAAGAUGUGGACAGAAGAGAGUUGGAAGUUCUCAUUGAGGAGCGGACCAUAGCGGUGUUCUUUUAUGACGAGAACUGCACCACCUGCGACGCCAUUCUGCACGAGCUCGAGAACAUCGAUGACGACUCUGAUCGGUAUGACGUGCAGAUUCUGAAGACAAAUGACACUGAGUUUGCCACGGAACUGGGAGUGUCUACCGUCCCUUCCUUUGUCUACUUCGAAGGCAUGCUUCCGAGCAUCUAUGAUGGCGAUUUGAUGGAUGAAAACGAAUUGCUGUUAUGGCUGAUUGAGCAGAAGACUGAGGACACGAUCGAGAACAUCAAUCGGGACAUGCUCUUCAGAUUGAUCGAAGAGCAGGAAUACUUGGCCAUUUAUUUCUACAGAGAAAAUGACAAGCUGAGCAAGGAGAUCCUGAAACACUUGGAGCAAAUCGACGACGACUGCAGCGACUACGAAGUGCAGCUUCUCAAAAUGUCGGACGGUCUGAUGGCGAAAAAGUACAGAGUGCGGAAUCCCCCUGGUUUAGUUUUUUUCCGUCACGGAAAUCCAAUCGUGUAUCCAGGUGACCUUACAGAUGAAGAGGAAGUAUUGGAUUGGCUGACCAGCCCCGACAACAUGGAGAGCAGCGAUUCUAUCGAAAAAGUCAAUAAGAGAAUGCUGGAGCGAGUGCUUGCCAGAUGCGAUUAUCUUGCAGUUUUCUUUUAUCGCCGGUUCCACUGCCGCAAGUGUGCCAAAGCCCUGGAAGAGCUGGAGUACAUCGACGACGACGCCGAGGCGGAAGGCAUUCACUUUGUGAAAAUCGAAGAUGAGAAAUUGGCGAGAUCGUUUGGCGUCUACAACAUGCCUGCUUUGAUAUUUUUCCGAUUUGGAGAUACGGAAGAUCCUGUUAUUUAUGCUGGCGACUUGAAGAACGGCUCGGACAUCUUGAGUUGGCUCAUCACUCAGAAGGACCCUUCGAGCGAUAUGAUCGAAGAAAUGGAAGGCGACGAAUUGGAGGAACUCAUCGAGACCGCCGAAUUCCUGGCAGUUCUCUUCUACGAUCCCGAUGAAGAGGACUGCCCGGAGUGUAUGGAGACUCUGGCCGACUUAGAGAACAUCGAUGACGAUACAGACAGGCACGGAAUCCUCUUCGUCAAGACCACCGAUGAUAGCAUCGCCGCGGACUACGGCAUCACCAGAUUUCCCGCUCUCAUCUAUUUCGAGAACAACGUGCCCAGCAUCUACGAAGGUGACAUCUCAGCCGAAGAAGAAGUUCUGCAGUGGCUCAUCCAUUCCAAAUCCGAAGACACUAUUGAAACAGUCAAUCGAGACAUGUGUGACAAACUGAUUGAAAACACUCCCUACCUCGUUGUCCUUUUCUAUAAGCCCCAAAACAAAAUGUCGGAGAAAGUACUGGAGGAACUGGAGAACAUCGAUGGCUUCACGGACGAGUACGGCAUCCAGAUGGUCAAGACGCAGGACAGCAGCAUCGCCAGGCGUUAUGGCGUCAAGCAGUUCCCCGCUCUCAUUUUCUUCAGGAACGAAAGACCUCUCGUCUAUAAAGGCGAUCUGCUGAACGAAGAAGCCGUACUGGAUUGGAUUUUAAGCGAGAACACGUUGGAAUUACCAGAUGACAUCGAGGAAGUGAACGGGAAGAUGCUGGAAAAGCUGGUCGAAAAACACCAGUUGAUCGCAGUGUACUUCUACGAGGAGGAGUGCGAGGUAUGCUUGGAUAUCCUGAAGGACCUUGAGGAAAUCGACGAGGAGGCCAAUCUGUUCGGCGUGAAGUUCGUAAAAGUGAAAGAGCCCACUGCUGGGGUGCAGUGGGGCGUACACAGUGUUCCCACCCUCGCCUACUUCCGCAAGGGGGUGCCAGCGUUUUACGAAGGAUCCCUGUCCGAUCCGGAAGGUGUGCUGGACUGGUUGACCAGCCAGGAUAUGAUCGAGCUUAGGAAUGAGAUUGAAGAAGUGAGUCGGAAAAUGCUGGACAAACUGUUACAGGAAAACGACUUCAUCACCAUCUUUUUCUACGACGCAGACUGCCCCGCGUGCGAGGAAGCUCUUCAUUCUCUGGAGACCAUCGACGACGACAUCGACGAGCUGGAUAUUCUGUUCGUCAAAAUAAAGGAUCCACGCUAUGCCAGGAAAUAUGGCGUGAAAAAUCUACCUUCACUCACAUAUUUCAGAAAAAGGUUUCCAGCAAUAUAUCACGGAAAUCUGACAGACACAAACGAAGUUGUGAACUGGUUGAAGAAAAACCGCUACAGAACUCGAGAACUGAACCUCUUCAUGUUUUCGAUUAUUGCGAUGGGUGCGGUGUUCGUGCAGUACACGUGCUUCCUCAAGUUCUUGUUCGAGCCGAUGGUGGAGAAGCAGAGCUAGCCCGAAUCAGCCAGUCGGCCCCCUGUUCGAAAUGUGUGAUAAAGUUCCCGAUUUCACCGCAUUCCUCGUCUCAUCUCUCGCAUCACUUCUCAUCUCGUCUUCCCCGAACGCGUGAAACCACGCUGUAAAUAGUGGCUUUCGAAAAAUUGGCAGCUACGGAAGUAGACUCUCCUUAUCGUGACCUCUUUAAAAUACCGAUAGAUAGUGGGGUAUUCUAUUUGUAUAAAUUGCUCAGACAUGCAGAGGAAUCGUUCCUUUCUCGAUCGUGGGCUUAGUAUCAAAAACUUUAGUCAAAAAUUCACUUUCAUUAGUUUUCUAAGAAGCAGAUUUUCAAAUAAUUAUCGACUUUCCGGUCUUAAAGAGAUUUUAUUAGCGUCUUCCAUAUACUGGAAUAUCCCGUUACCUUAAAUUCACCUCCAGGUGCCGCCCUUGUGUGGAAUCAAUAUUUUAUUAAAUCAAACAGGUCAGGUUAUAAUUAAGUUUCGAAAAUACUAAAACAGUGUAUAGUUGUUGAGAAUAUAAAAGUGCGCAAAAUUUAAAAUGUUCUAAUGUAUACGAAAAUGAAUGAAAAAGUAAUUAUAAAAUUCUAUCGUUAUUAUUAUAAUGCGGAUCAGGUUCAAUAAAAGUGCAUACAUUUUUUUUUUUUUUUUGUUAAAUUGGAAGAUGAAGGGAAAAUUUAUUACUUUAUAUUAAAAUUUAUGAAAUGGGAAAAAACAUCUUGAUUUUUUUUAAAUUAUUGAAAUGUAAAGUUUUAUAAGAAGUGUUUUUUUUUUGAAUGUGUGAUAAUUAACAUAUUUAUGAAGCUUCCGUGUCUAUUUUAUUUUUCGUUAGUAGCCAUUUUCGGUCUUUUUACGUGAACUUAGUCGUUGUCACAAUGCUUUGGAAUUCGAAAGUUUUUUGAGAUAGGAAUGAUUUUGCCAUAAAACUCUUUCUUCGGGGAAUUAGAAUUAAAAUUUCUGUCAUUUUAGAUUUUCCCCUGAAACAACUCUACUUCAUUGCCCAAACCCUUAAAAUAGAUUCAAUAAUUUUAUUUUCCUUUCCUUCGUAAUGGCAUGGCUUAAGGAUAAAAAUAAACUGAAUUAACAUGAUUCUACACAAUUAUUUUCUUGAGCUAUCCAUAGUUUGAUUGUGAGAGUGUGUUUAUAUUCCUGAAAACAUUCAUCUACUGUAUACCAGCGGGGGAAUUUCGUUCGAUUGACUCUUGGCCAAAAUAAUGCUUGCAGAUUCGAAAUGCACGCACGCAAAAGCAGUAUAAGCGGAUCAAGCCAUAGUUAUUUAGAAAAGGUAAAAAAAUUAAUGUAAUAGAAUCGUUUAUUUUACAAAUUCUGAAUUGCAGAGUCCAGAUUUUUUUAAUGAUAUUUGAGAGAAACUUCUGGAGCAGAAUUUUGUGACGAAAAAAAAUCGAAUGUAAAACACGGUUUCGUACAUAAACUGAAAACGUAAUAUUAAAAUUCCAAAAUGGGUAUAAAAAAUCUAUUCAUCUUCUGUAGUUUAAUGGUUUUCGUAAUAAUGCAAAGUCACAACACUGCUUUACUAUUUAUAAGACAUUAAUGAGUUCAGAUAGGGAUUAAAAAUGAACAAAUCGAACAUUUUAAUAACUUUGAAGUUUAUUUUGAUAAAUUGCAAAUAUGUUGUAAAAAUCAUAUUAACAUAAUAGCCCAUCAUUUCGCAUAAUUGGAGCCCUCUCUUUUAAUUGCACAUUUGGCCAAUUCGAAAUCUUGGGGUAGAAUUUAGAAUGAUUUGACGUGCAUUCUUAUCAACUCUUUGAAAUUUUCCUCGAAGGGUAGAUUUACAUAAUUGGUGAGAGAUAUUUCUCAAAAGAAAAUAUUGAUGCCAUUAAUGGCUCGCUUAGCUUCCGUUUUCCUAGAUGAACCGAACCUGAAGAUAAUGUGCGUUUGCAUUUCAGUAGGGUUCUGUCCUCCUUUCGAAUGUCUGUUCCCGACGCUUAGUCCAAGAAGAUGAGUGCGUCUUUGAAACUCAAAAUGCCAUCUGUUUAAAAUUUAGGAAUAUUAUACUGUGUUGUCUUCUCAAAAUCGAUCUAUCCUUCUCAAAAAGGGUCUCCAAAAUCCUUUCCACAUGGCAGAUACGAGUGGGCAUUUUCUGGGAAAUGAUGAGUAACGAUAUCAAACUUUCGUCGAUCUCACAAAUUCUUGAACUUUAAACCUACACGGUGUUUAUUCUGCCUUUUCAUCGCUAAGAUUUUUCGUCGCGCAGUUUCGGAUAUAGUAAGGCAGGAAUGAACGAACUGGUGUCGAUAUACCUGGUGACUUGGCGCCUUCAUGAUACAACUACAUUUUGCCUUGGCGUACUUUUAUGUCGGUAUACCUAAAAAUACCGCCAAUGACGUCAGCGUUACCACUUGUUACAAGUUUUUAGCCCAGAAAUCAGCUAAAAGAUAUCAUUAAAGAGGUUUUCUAAAGAGUGAACCUUUCAGGCGCGCGAAAUAGAGAACGUUAUUUUAGUAGUAUUUUCUGUAACAACUAAAGAUUCGAUCUUACAAUUGCAGGAAAUGAGUGUAAACUCAAUUUCAUGUGUGUUGUGAGUGAUGGGUGUCUAAAAUAAACCAUUCGAUGGAGCUUUAGAACAUAUUUCAGUUAUUAGAUUAAAGCGGAUUGCGUAGUUAGGAGAAAAAUAUUGCCCGAAUAUUUGUAACUGGGUGUCUGUAGAUAGAAUUAGGUCAAACCAAUCUUUCAAGGAUUUAAUUGUGUUGUAAAGUUUUAAAAAAAACUACUUUUUAUUCUUCAGAUUCAAAUUUAAUGUCAAAAUAUGCCAACAUUUAUUAAGCUUUUGGAAAUUUUAGAAACGGUGUAUUUGUUUUAAAAAGCUCUAUUGUAAGUGUUUUAAUAUAUUUUGAAAAAUAUAUAUAUAUUUUUCAAAGAUGAAAAUAAUUGUAUUUUUUUUUGUCUAUUGUCAGAAUAAAAAAUAUAACAUCCAUAUUUUAAAAUUAUUUUGGUAAUAUACGUUGGGUUUUAAUUAAAAUUCGUUUCAUUUAUCAAAUUUUGAACUUGUUAAAGCUGUAAAAAAUGAAUGCUAACUUCACUUUAUAGAAAUAAAACGCCUAAUAUAGAUUAAUACAAGUGUACUCCUUACUUUUGCACUAUUUAAAGCGUUUGAAAAAUAUUCGGAUGAAACUCCUUUUUUGUAUUCUUGAUCAUUAAAAUAGGCUGAUUUGAAAAGCAAUACUGUAUUGUUAAAAUCCUGAUUUUACUUAGGAAAUAUUCAUUAAUUCUUGGGUUUCAUUUUAUGUACGAACCGUUUAAAAUUUUCUGCCAUUUAAGGGAUGCACAUAAAAAAUGAUAUAUAUAUUGAAUAGUGUGACAUUUAAAAAAAAAAAAAAGAAAACUCGCUGUUUGUUUCAAUGAUCUAUGUUUAAUUAACUUUUCUCGGUCUUCUAAGUGUCUAAGUUUAUACCUUUUACUUUGUGUCUUUGUUAUGCACAUUUAAUUCGAAGCACAGUUUCCGAAUGAAUAAAUAUUGAGAUCCGCUAAAGGAUCUCAAUAUUAAUUCAUUCCUGUGCCAAAGGUUCUAAAUAUUUCUAUAGACAGCGUCCACCAUUCCACAAUGAGGCUCAUCAUAAUGGGAGUCUACUGCAUUACGAUGACGAAAAUUUCAAUCAGUUGAUGCCAUUCUACGCCGUAGCUUUCAAAAGGGAGAUGGCUGUAAAAAAGCACUAUUAUUCAAAAUACAAUUUAAUUUUACACGGAACAUUCAGAUCCUGUUAUCACUCUUUGAAUAGAAACAAUGAUCGUCACAAUAUUAUUUUAUGCUUGAUGGAGAAUGGAUAUUUUUAAUUCGGUUGCAAAUGUAUUCUCAUUAUAUCUCAUCUUCUUUUGUGACAUUAAAAUUUGUUAUUUCUGUAAAA